AUGAACUGGCAAUAUUUAGUGAAAUUACUGAUGUUGCAGCAUAUAUGUGCCAAAAUUGCACUGAUGGAUAUUAAGCAUAUUCAUGAGAGAGUAAUCAAAGAUGCACAUUUUGGGAACCUUACAAUAAACCCAGAAGGCCCUCUUAAUCCACUGCGUGGCUACCUUUACAGUAAAAAUAGACUAGUGCAUAACAAAAGACUGUUUUCACCAACAAUAGAGACAAGUUACAUCUUGAGAUCGAUAAAUCACAGGAAUAUAAAGACAUCUGAGCAAUGGAGCACAUACGGGUUUCUAAAGAAUCCUGCUAAAGACAAGCCAUAUUCACCAAAAAGUGCAGGGAAUGAAAGCCAGGAGUAUAUUUACAGAUACAGCAGAAGCCUAAUUUGGAUGUUCCCUUCUGUAUCUGGUGACUUGUCCAUAGAAACAGGACGAAAUAAUUCCUUUAUUAGAGCUCUCCGGUCUAUCAAAGAUAAGUCCCAGAUAAAUUCACUUCUUGCCUCCUUAUUACUACUCUCUGAGGGAAUUUCUCUUCCAGUUGAGUACAGCCAAGAAGACGAAGCAGUAUUUCUGAGAAGAAAAAAUGAUUUAUACUUUGUGCUUCCUUUAAGACUCCAAGAAAACACCAAGGGCAACCAGGCUAGUGAAUCUGUCUUUCUGUCUGAAGCCCUAAAACUCAUGAACUUUUUUAUAACGAACUGUGGGUGUGAUCUGUUAAAGAAAGGGGGUGAGUUUUCAGAACCAAUUUCGUACAAGGAUUUCAAGACAGGGAACUUUCUGAACAGCACUAAGUUUAUGAUACAGUCAUACAUAUUUGAGUUCAUAGACAGUUUGGAAGCAACAGAAGGGUUUAUUCAUGCAGUGCACAAAAUACUUUCUGAGUGGAUUGAAGAUGUGCAUGAAAGUGGCAAUGAAGAGAAUAUGCAAAUUGCAAUUGAUCUAUUCGAAAGAUGCUUUGUAUCUGCUGUUUCGCAUGAUAAUUGCAGUAGAACUGACUAUGUGGAUGCUUUGCUGGAAAUAGAGAGGAUUGUUGAUUCGGAUAGGCCCAUUCCCUUUUCUGAUAGUGCGCAGAUUCCUGCAUACAGAAGUGUUCCCGUAUACAUUCGCAAGUCAGAUACAUUCAUAAAUGAUGAAAGAAUGAAUUUUAGCAACUGCGUGGAGGUAGGUCUGCUUGGAAUAUUCUGCUGCUUUGUGUACGAUGCAUCUGCUCGCAUUUAUACCACAGAGCACAUUCCUGAAGCAUCUUCUAGUUUAAAGGAUUUCUUCCAUUCAUACUCUGUGCCAUUCACAUACACUGACUUUAGUCUGCACAAAACCUGGAAUCGAGUGGUUUCAGAUCUGAGUGCACCGGAGAUUGCUUAUGUGAAAGACAGAAAUGAGCUUAGAAGUGGUCUUAUAAAUAUGCUGGUUGUCAUUGCAGAAAUAUCUGGGGUUUAUGAAAGAGACAAAGAAAUUCUUCAGGAAUUUAUAGAAGAAAUCACAGAAGCAGAAAGCAUUACAAACUGGGAUGUAUGCAGAAAGAUAAGGAUAUAUGCUGAAGACCUUUUUAAACUUCUCUCUAGAGAUAGUUCUCUUAAGGUGGAAUUUUUCCUAAAUGAAGGAAAGAGGUCAGACGGAAAAACAGAUCUUUUUGGGAAAAUAUUCUUGAAGUACUCACUUGGUGAAAUAACCAAGGGAAUUCUACUGGAAAUUAAGCCACAACAUGCUUCUCUUUCCUUGGUCUCUGAUAAAUCUAGUUUUCCAAAGAAAAUGGAAGAAAGCCUUCUGAAUAUAAAGCACAUAAUUAAAGCACAAAAGACACUUCUAGGGUACUUAAUUAGACAAUAUGCCAGUUUUAUCCUAAAAAGUGCAAAUAUCAUGCAAAGUACAGAUUUAGUCCACAGAAAGACAAUUAUAAGAAUAUCUGCAGAUAAAUUUGAAAGUAUAGAUAGACUAUUGAUGAAAGCACCAAUUGAAGGAAUUCCGUACAAAAAAGAACUUGUAGCAUGCACUUUAAUAUAUGCACAUGAUCAAGACCUAAGCCCAGAGCAUCCAGCUAUAAGAUUUACAUCAAACAUACUUGGAAGUGUGCCCCUGAGGGAUGUAGAAACACAAAAAGAGUUUUUCCCUAGCUUAGUAUACACUAAAGCCUACCUGUCUUGCUACCCGUCAAUCCUCAUUGAUGACAGUAUAUAUUUGGAAAGAGCCUCAGAGAGUAAUGAAAUCAGUGGAAUAUUCCAUUAUAUAGUGGAGUUAAAUUCACCAGAGUUUCUUGUCCAGUGCUUGAAGGUCUCCAUAAAACUCGAAAAUCUCUCGAUUUCUUUCAGCUGUCCCAUAAUGAAAAAGGAAAAUGCAAAUGAAAUAUUUAGCAUAUUAUAUGGGGAAGGAAGCUUAACACAUAUAAAAAAGAUAAAAAACUAUAUAUUUACGCAUUCUGCACGGAAAAAUUACAUGAAUGAGCUUGUGAGUGCUGCAUGGUUUGUAUACGUAUGUGAGCAAACCCCUAUAAUCUGGGAAGUUGUAGAAGACGCAUACAGUAAUCUUCAUUCAGGCAGUUUCUUGUACAAUUCAGAUAAGAUAAGUACAGUUGAUAAUUUUGGCAGUGUCCUGAAUGUAUUGAAUAUCAUGCGGAAAGACCCAACCCGUGACCCAAAGAAUGCAGAGAAGUUUGAUGCCAUUCAUGCAGAAGUUGUCAGACUGGGGAUACACUAUAAUUCUAGGAAUUGGCCUAGAUACUUCUAA
Nematocida ausubeli is the source of this 2718-nucleotide messenger RNA. RefSeq lists its product as uncharacterized. Bases 1 to 2718 code for a protein of 905 amino acids. NCBI's taxonomy places the organism in Eukaryota, Fungi, Microsporidia. The transcript has a single exon. The record is from RefSeq and is a predicted model, not a curated record.